Molecule: messenger RNA, 19530 nt
Organism: Porites lobata
Lineage: Eukaryota; Metazoa; Cnidaria; Anthozoa; Scleractinia; Poritidae
Source: the annotation of a GenBank genome assembly
UGCUUUUUUCAUUAGAACGGAAAUAAUGUGGAAUGAACAAGCUCAGAGGAAACAUAGGACCCCACUGUCGCUGAUUGGAUAUAUUGAGGGAAAUAAGUUCAUUAACGCAUGGUGAUGUUAUCACGAGUAUUAAAGGGCUGCAAUGUUGCUUGUCUACUGGUUGUUUCUUAUUUCGGGUAAGUUAGUAUAUUUAUUUUGUUUCCUUUUAUCUUAUUUGUGUUCGAGAAAACGCUUUUCAAAAUGCUCUGUUGUAGAAAUAACUGAAGGAAGUACCGGUAAUAACUGUAUAUUAAACGUAUUGAAUUCACUACCCCUCUGGCAUCGUCAAUGCUAGUUGCCUAAGAAAUUUAGGCCAUUCGAAGAAUAAUCUCAAAUUAUAAACCAAAUUCAUCAUCACUUCAAAUACCAUUAAGCCCUUUUGUAACAUUGUCUUUAAUGUUUUUAAUAACUAUUUUUAUUUAACUUAUAGUGGCCUUGCCGUGUACGUCACAUAAAUUGGACAUAAAAAAGUUUUCUACUCUCACAUCAACGACGCUUAGAGCUUAGAGAAACGCACGCUAUUAGUCGAUAUCGAUCAAGUGGUUAAAAAUUAAAUCUCUUUUAUUUUCCAUGUAAAAUGUCUUAAGUUUAUCCGUACAUGUAUGUAGAGUACCCAUCGCACCCUGCCUGCCUCGAAUAGCUUAAGCUAAAUGCAGGUAGUGUGUAUGUUUAAUGUAUUUCAUUGCUUUUAAUAAAAUUGUUGUUUUUGUUGGUCGUUACGGUGAAAAUAUUUGUUUAGUUUGGUAAUGCGACAUGAUUGGCAACGGUGUUAGGAAGCCGUUGGCCGCAGUAACAAAUAGCGAUAGUGUUAUUUUUGCAGCAGUGUUGUUGAUGUCUAUGGAAGAACGUAUCUGGGAAACUGCCCUACCCCUCCCCUAAGCCAACAAGACAACACAACAACACUUUGGCUUAGGGGAGGGGUAGGUGGGCAGUUACCCAAAAAAGGUAUAAUGAUGCUCUGUUAACGACUCAGUUUCCAUUUCCUUUUUUUUUCAGACAUUCUUGGUUUUAUCGUGGCAACCGAGUAUCACAUAGUUGAUACUAAAACGACCUGGAUAGAAGCAGAAGAACUAUGCAAAAGCAAUGGGUCUAUUUUGGCCCUUCUUGAUUCCCAGCCAAAGAUUGACGAACUGGCGGAAAGACUGGUAUCUCUAAGAUACAAGAAUUCUGAUAAAUUCUGGAUUGGACUCUCCUUUAACGUGACUAUUGGACAGUUUGUGUUGAGUAACGGAACUAUAACCCAGGAAAACUUCGACAGUUUAAGGUGUGGGAAAAAGCCAGGAGCCAGCCACAAUCACUAUUGCUAUAUAUUGCAGGAUAUAGAUUAUUCUUCGUCUCCAUGUAUUUUAGGAAAGAACUGCCACGAUAAAAAAUAUGGCUAUAUCUGCCAAAAUAGCUCCACAGGUAAGGUUUUAAACCAUAGUUAUAGUCAAUUAAUAAGUUGGAGGUUUAUUCAUUGAAAUGGUCACACCUCAGCUAACCAGUCGACCAGUGAUUCAGUGACUUUUAAGACUGAUUUUUGAUAGUAAUACCUUAUGGUACCGCUGACAAAUCUCGUCAAAUGGGAAGGAGAGAUAUUCAACAAUUAUUCCUCGAGCCCGAAUGGGCUCAUCCUCGGAGACCCAGGGGCAGAUAGUGGGGGCGAGGGAAAGUCUAAACCGGCGGAAAAAUGUGGCACGAAGAAAAGUAAAGAACGGCGAGAAUAGCCCCUGGGGACAAUGUCUUACCAGACCAGUUCCAAACGGUCGCCGCCGUUCUGGCUUCUGAUUGGUGCCAGAAAAACACAAGUUUUCUGGCACCAAUCAGAAGCCAGAACGGCGGCGACCGUUUGGAACUGGUCUGGUAAGACAUUGUCCCCAGGGGCUCUUCUCGCCGUUCUUUACUUUUCUUCGUUCCAUAUAUAUUUUUCCGCCCGUUUAGACUUUCCCUCGCCCCCUUUAUCUGCCCCUGGGUCUCCGAGGAUGGAAUGGGCUCUGAGUCGGCCGAAUGGGCUAUUGACUCAGAGGCCAUGAGGGCUCGAGGAAUAAUUGUUUCAGUAAAAUCCAACUAGUUAGUCAAAAAUAUCGAGAAUGGAAAAAAUUAAAGUUAAAAUUAAAAGCUAAAAUUAAAGUUAAAGCUAGACUUUAAUCCUUUUUUGCCACCAAAAGGCCCGCGCUUUUCGCUACUAGUGGGCUAUAACAUAUAGCCUAGCAGUAGUUCAACCAGUCAGAACGCAGCAUUGAUAAUAGACCACUAGUUGGAUUUUACUAAAAGUCUUUCCUUCCCUUUCUGCUGCUGCACGCAAACAAAUCAUGUGCAACUAAUCAAAAAAUCAAAUACAAUAUUCACCAGACCACUGAAAAGACAGACGACGAUUAGAGGUAAGUCAGAUCGGGAGAUUACUGACGUAACUGGGCCGGGUGGUAGGUGGCCUAUGUGGAAUUAAGGACGUAUCCAACUUAAGGAUACUUCCUGUGAAAGGUGGUCCCUUGCGGAAUUAGGGAACGGUUUUUAGAUGCCCAUUUAUCGAAAUAAAAAAGGGUAUUUAUUUCUUUCCUCGGCUAUGGAGUGCUUCCAACUUGGUUAAUUUAAUCGUACAUAUAGCUAAAUCGUAGGACAUACUACACCUCUCAAAAAGUGACCUAAGGAUAGAUCUCCACUGUCGCGUAAUUUUCACGCGCGUGCGCGCGUAAAUAAAAUAGAGGUGAUGUAUGACAGGUUGUACGUUAUAAACGUAAAAGUUGAGCGAGGUUCAACUUUUGCGUUUACGCGUGAUCUCCCAUACACUACCAGUCUAUUUCAUUUACGCGCGUAAAAUUUACGUACGUAAGCACGUUAAAAUUACGCAACAGUGGAAAUCAACCUUAAGUCUACGGCACCCACAUUCUCCGAAACCCUUUAACUAAAUAUCUGCAUUAAAAAUUCGCCAGACUGAUCGCAAUACAUUUUAUUAAAGAGAAUUUGAUAAAAGAUCAAAGUAUUUUCCCUUUGAUCACCAUGACCUUUUCUCUUGUCGCCAGUUUAGGACGGGUCAGUAGUAAAGUUAACAAGUUUGCCUCCUGCACGGUUGUCAAAAAUUUACUCCAACGCUAUGCCAACCCUAAACAUUUGCUCAGGUCCCAAACGUGAUCUAAAUUAUUAAGGUAGAUGAAAGUUAAUUACUGGGUGUCUGAGCAACAAUCAUUAACUUUCACGGUUGAAGACAGUGAUGGCAGUUAAUAAAUGUUGCUUACCCAGUAAUUAUCUUUCAUCUACAGUCAACUGUCUCCAAGACAGUCACCUGUAGGACCGGGAAUAAGUGUCCUUCUUAUAAAGAGUCAAAUAAAGGGAGUAAAGAAAGGCAGGGACCCACUCUAGGCGUCCGUUUUACAGAGGUGUACGUUUUAUAGACUAAAAUGUAGGGGUAAAGAAAGGUAGGGACCAACUCUAGGUGUCCGUUUUACAGAGGUGUCCGUCUUAUAGACUAAAAUAUAGGGGUAAAGAAAGGCAGGGACCAACUCUAGGUGUCCGUUUUACAGAGGUGUUCGUCUUAUAGACUAAAAUAUAGGGUAAAGAAAGGCAGGGACCAACUCUAGGUCAGUGUCCGUCUUAUAGAGGUGUCCGUUAAGAGAGAGUCGACUGUAUUGUACUUUUUACCAGCUUCUUAGAGUUAAGAAACUUCUCUUACCCGUUUGAAGCUCUCCCAGAACGUCCAUAGUUAGAAAAAGACUAGAAAAUCAAUUGUAUACAUUAAGUAAGGAAGGACUCACUGCAAAACUUUUGAUAUCAAUGAAAAUUAUUUUCCUUUAACAGCCUUGCAAGUUUUGCAAACAGCUACAACUUCGAAGACAGUAUCUUUCGACGUUCUGCCAACCGAAGCAUCAAGGAAGGCAUUAGCUACAAACCCUUCACCUUCCCCGUCUUCAACUACUCUCGACGUUCUGCCAACGGCACCAUCUUGGAAAGCAUUUGAAACUUCACUUUACACGUCUUCAACUGCCCUGAAAGUUCUGCAAAGUACGGUACUAACUUCAACUGCUCUCGAUGUUCCGCCUUCUUUGACGCCUUGGAAAACAGUUGAUUCGAACAGAGCUUCAAAUAGUGUUAAAAGGCGCUCUAACUAUCCAGUAAGUCUGACUGAACAGGAAAUUCCAAUCCAAGCGCAUCGUAUCAUUAUACAGUACCGACGAGUAAACGACAUAUGUCACAAUCGAGAACUUAAAGUUUAUUAUUAGCUCGAUUAAAAUUAAGCACAGUUAUCAAGUACUUUCAAAACGAGUCAGAUUAGACUCUUUUUUAUCGACACGAUUCUCCCUGUAUCGCAGUUGUUAGUAGGACAUCUUUCAAACAAGCAAUAUUCGAAAUCCUCCCAUCUAUGAGAGUUUAUACGAAGUAAAGUCUGAUUUGCCUGGAGUUUUUAGGAUGCUUCCUAAUAAUUCAUAUAUUUGUUUUAAGUUGUUAGAUUUUUACAGAAAGGUGGAGUCACUUAAUCCACAAGACCCAGUCUCAUUAAAGGUAAGAAAAUCGAAAAAAGAACAAGAGGCAAUUAUCGUGGUAACUUAUCAAAAUAUAACAAAAUGAAUCAAUAGCGUGGUGUUGAAAGAAUUUUAAAAAAAAUUCAUAGCUUAAAUGCAGCUUAAGGUUGAUCACGAAUGGAAACGAAAAAUGCUAUCAGCUAAUGUGCUGUAAGAGUUUUUGGUUAGCGUAGGAAAUGCAAACGGAAAAAAAAAGUAUUCAGUUGAAUGUAAAUCUGAAGUAAUUAAAAAUGAUUAGUACUAAUACAGCUUAGUGAAAUCACGCAGUCGCACUGGGGAAACUACAGGUGAGGGGAGGGGGAGGGGUGGUCGGCACUCAAUAAAUGGGCAAAACCUGACCCCAAUAUUAAAUACCCAGGAUGAAUGCAAAAUUAUUUAUUUUUAUUUGUUUAUUUAUUUAUUUAUUUAUUUAUUAUUUUUCACAGCUUAUCACAGACGCAUAUAAAGAUUUAAUGCAUUCCAUGGAAGAAAACUCCCAAACUGCGAUUGGUGAAAGUAUAAUGUUAUCAGCAAGAGCUAUAGAAGAAUUCGCGUUUAAAUACGCCUCUUUUAACUUGAAUGCGUCAAAAAGGGAGGCAAGAAAGAAAAACCAACACAUAGGUACGAAAUACACGUUUGAGUCCUUCCUAAGUUUUGCGUUUUAGUGUCACUAUUUCUUUAUUAUCUAAUUAUGUCUAGUACAGAAAGAAUUAAAGUGAAUUUAAACUUCUCAUAAACUGACAAGUAUCUUGUUCAUAUAUUUCUUUCAUUCCUUCAUAUAGUUCUACAGGUAGCGCUGGUACCUAAGGGUGACCCAAACAAUUUUACUUUUUCCGGAGAGGGUGAUGCUGAAAAACUGGCAAAAAUAACUCUUCCGUCGUAUUUGUUUCAAAAUCAAGGUGAGAUUGCUGACAGGAACCAAUCAGUUAAGGUUGGACCAAUGUUUUUUAAAGUUUCUACUCUAAAGUAAUACAUGUAUUUUUACCUGGUCCAAAAAAGUGACUUCGAAUCUGCGCGAUUCAUAAAGGCCAUAGUGUUUCUUUGAUGAUUCUUCAAAAUAGCAUAACUUCAUAUACAAGUUUUAAGUUGAAGUAAUAUGAUUGCAUGAACAUCACCUCGGGUAAUAACAGGAAUCAGGAAUACAGCUCAAGGAUUCCGGAAUCCCACUAAUCAUUCGAAUCUGGAAUCUAAGUUCCACUGACAAAAAAUCCGGAAUCCACGGUGUAGAAUACAGAAUCCAAGACUUUCUUGAAUUCCCUCAUGGGGCCAAUUUAAACGGGAGGAUGAGUUUGAGUAAUUCGAAGGGAAAGGGGUUCUGGAAGGGUGUUUUAUCCCGGGAUCCUGGAUUUGACCAAAUACAACGCGGAAUUCGCGAAACGCUAAGUUAACGGGAUAUUGGCAUGGGUUUGACAGGAUGUGGGAUUCGCCAAAAUGCGGGUACGGGUCGAAUCGGCGGGGAUUGCAAAAGGAAACGAUAUUCUGGAUGACGAUGACAGAAGUUCGGCAUGCUAGAUUCUCAUAAGAAACGGAAGGAAUGGGAAGGAUCAGAAGGGAAUGCGGGAUCAGAACCUCCUUUCCUAGGAAAAGGGAUCUGGGGCAGACUUUCAUGUAAUAUAUCAAGCAUGAGAGGCAGUGUUUCAUCACCAGAUGAAACACUGAGAAGAGAGUUGAAAAUACGACGCGCAGCGGAGUAUUUUUGAUGAACUUCGAGGUGUUUCAUCGAGUGAUGAAAUGCUCUGUCGAAAGCUUGAUAUUGCUUCUCAAACAAAAUGAUUUUAGAAGGAGAAAUUAAGGAUGCAAAAAUGAGUAGUUUUUCAUCUGAUUUCCAAACAAUCAUGAAUUAUUGAUGAGCUUGGGAAGGAACACUCGGGGAUCUCAAAACAAAACUGCACCUUUCCUUCAGGACCCUCUAAAGAAUGUUCAGAACUUUAAUUGCCUUUAUUUCUACCCAAUGUCUUUAAAGUCGUAUAUAUUUGUCUCUGUGUUAUUUUCAGAUACUACUGUUGUUAACACGCUGUAUCUUGGUCUUGGUGAAUACGUUGAUAACUUAGUUGCAAGGUAAGGAGGGUUUAUUACAAAUAAUCCUGAUAAAGGAUAUAUAGAAAAAUGAAAAUGUGGCAUAGGAUGACGAGAAAAAUAAAUUUGAAGUUGAGCUACAACAGCAAACAUCAACAAUCAUUAUUAUUCGUUCAAAAUAUUUCCCCGAUUCUGAUUGGCUGAUUGGCUGAUUGGCUGAUUGGCUGAUUGGCUGAUUGGCUGAUUCGGAGGCCUACGGCCUCGACGGAAAACACCCUCCUUGAUCUCCAUAAUUCUUCAUAAGAUACUCAGCCUCAUUCAUUAAUUGUUAACUAUUUAACUCAAAAGUAAACCUAUCCUCCCAUUAACCAUCGUACAUCCUCAGGCCUUUUGUUCCAUUGAGUUCUAGACUAAUCAUAGCAGGUUCUUACUUAGACGCAAGGAUGGCACAGCUGCAUAGUGCGCGGCUUCCGUUGCGCGAGGUCCCUGUUUAAUCCCCGGUGAUAUCACAUCCUUGUAUCGACUUCACUUCUUGCUGUGUAGCUUUCAAUAUGCUUCAAAAAUGCAUCAAGAAUUCAUAAAGAAAAAAACAAAAGAAAUUAAUGUUUAAUUAGUGUCUUUACAUAUGAUACAGACACGGCUAAACUUUACGUCCAGUUUUUUGAGACCGAAAUAACACCAAAUCUAAAUAUUAGUGCACGAAUGAGUUGAUCUACUGUAUAUCAAAGAUAUUAAAGCGGUCCAAAAAACUCGCAGUCGUGUAUUAUAAAGUGUAAAAAACUCUCGGCUUGGCCUCGAGUUUUUAAACCUGAUAAUACACUCCAGCUCAACAACUGACAUUCAUAUUCAUGUUCAGUUGUAUUAAGGUAUGGGAAAAUGAUUGAUCAGCGGACUAAGCCAAGCUGGGAGGUACUUAGUAAUACGACCAAUGCAAUUUUUUCGGUGGGGGGUUAGCCGUUCACCCCUGUGUUGCUCCGCUAAAAACUGAGCAAGAAUCGAUGAUUUCCACGCCAAAUAAGUAUUUAUCAUCAGCAGCUACGUAACCGCGCGUGAAACUAUUUGCCACUCAAUUUGCGGGGGUCAUCCCCUGCCCUCAUACUGAAAUUUAAUCCGAUCAAAUAAAAAGUUGUACUUAAUAAAGUUUCAGGGUUAUCACUUCCCAAAAUAUUGCUUUUCCACAGGUCAUUUUCAAUUGAAACAGAAAUUACAUCCGCUUUUUUCGGCUUUAAACAAAAGUGAUUUUCAUUAGAGAAAAAGAAACUUUCGGGUUUACCUCGGUGUAAAAACCUGUGAAGUUUUUCUUUGGUAUUUUUGGAUACAGACUGGACGGUAAGCUCAACCAAAUCUUUCUCCACGUUUAUUUCAAAUCGACCCUCUUCGUCCUGUCCACAGUUCACUGCCAAUACAAAUAAAUCAAGAUAAGAAUUGAGCGAAAGUCAAAAGAAAGGCGUACAAAAACAUGUUCAGAACAGCUACAUUUUGCCGUUUAAAAGCGCCUUCCUAUCACCAAAAUAGGCCCGCCAAUCUCAAACAUGUGGGUAAUACCGAUAGCGUCGUCUUCAAGGCUCUUCUGCUCAAACAUAGCAAGACUCUAGGAAAGAAUUUCAUCGAGUCCACCGUCUAAAACUACCUCUUCUUUUUCGUAUUGAUCCACCGCCUGCGAUAGCAAAUCAUCUAAACCAUCGCUCGUCAUCUCUAAUGAAGUAAAAACGUUUUUCAAAACAACUGGACAAAAUUGCAGCAAAAGCAACGUCGACUAAGCGUUAUGGAACUCAGCUGCUGAACUGAAAAAAGAGCCUAGAAACUAAAAAUUUUAAAACCCUUUGAGAAAAGGCAGAUAUUCAUAUUGUAAUACAUGAAGGCUGCAAAUCCUAACGGGAUUCCAUACAGUUUUUCUGGACUCUUAAAUUAGCAAACCAUUCAAGCUAUUCUUGGCUUUCCUUGUUCUAAAACAAUGAAAAGGCGCAUUAAUUAAAAUCGGAUAAUGCCCUGGCCCCUUGGCCUUCUUAAAAAUAAUGACCGAGCGCGCAGCACGAGGUCAUUAUUUUUAAGAAGGCCUAGGGGCUCAGGCAUUAUCCUAUCAUUGCAUUGAUGAAGAGAGGGGGUACAUUUUAUCAGUUGAGUUACUGUUAGUUGUCAACCUAAAUUAUGGUUGCUUCACCUAUACCCUUACAAGAGAAUUUUCAAAAAUAGGCACGGCAAUCUUCAAUGGUCUAUACUCUUAUAGAUUAUAGCAAACGUAGAAUAGUCUAGUGAGUGGACAUUUCAAUUUGAUUGCCUAAUAGACCUUUUUACCGAUACGGCGGCCAUAUUGAAUUAAUUCGAUUUAAGGAGUAUUAUAGGAUGCCCAGGGGGCAUGAGCACAUUUCGUUUGUAUUUUCGAGCGCUUCUCGGGACAUUUUUUCUUAAAGUUUUCUUAGAAUAAGAUUGUAAUGGUAAAAAGAUCCUUGUGCUGUGUUUUGAUGUAUAUAAUGAUCGCCCUUUUCCCGAGAAAUAUACAGUGAAAUACCAUAUUUCUAAUACUAAACUAGAAAAAGGCGAUCAUUAUUACAUCCAAACACGGCACAAGGCUCUUUGUUCCCAUUACAAUCUUAUUCUAAGAAAACUUUAAGAAAUAAUGUCCCGAAAAGCGCUCGAAAAUACAAACGAAAUGCGCUCAUGCCCCCCUGGGUAUCCUAUAAUACUCCUUAAAUCGAAUUAAUUCAAUAUGGCCGCCCUAUCGGUAAAAAGGUCUAUUGUUUCAAUUUUCUUUUCUGAAACAGUUGGACAAUUAAAAGCUACUAAAGCUUGAGCCUCUGGGCAUUAAUAAGCGUAAUAUUUUGUAUAUAACAUAUCUUAAUUAAUUUGAUUUUUUGUUCCAUGUUCUAUAUUUUUUAAGUAGAAUCACCAUUCUACGUCACUGCCCAUCGUAGUACUGCAUAUAUAUUUCUGUAAUUUCGUUAUCUUCCUAAACCUGAUGAACUAAAAAGACUGAUAUUGGCCAGUCGAAAUAUCGUAACUACAGUCCUUUCACGUUGAUUGAUCAGUCCUUGCAGUCGUCUUUAUGACAAUAAUUUGUACUCUUUAAUUAAUUUUGACUGAUCGCGAUCGAUCUUUUCUGAUCCAAUGUUUAGAGCAAGAUUGAUCGUAUCGGUUUUUUGCAAUGAUCUUUCACCAUAACUUUUCAUUAGCUAUACUGAAGCAUCAUUCCUUUUCCAAUAAAGAUCGUCUCUAAAAUGAACGUCACUACCGAAUUAUUUUCUUACAUUUAGCUAUAACAUUUUAAACAUAUCGAAGGGUUCAAAAAUAAACCUGCCGAUGAAAUUUUUUGUACAUAUUAAUCUGCCUACAGGAGCGUCUCGCUGUAGUUUAAAGCUUCUCACAAAUUUUUACAUCGAAUGGUUAUUAACGUUUAUACAUUUAUUUUCUCGCUUCUUUUUUAACAGCAAUAAACGUAUCGAUUCCAACAUCUUAGGAAGUAGCAUUAAGCCGUACCACAAUGGAGUUUUUAGGGAGAAUGUAACCAUUGUUCUCCGAACGUUCAAGGUAAAUACGUUUUCACGCACAAGCGAUAUACUGAACUAAGCAACACUAUCAAAAGCGGGUUGCUCCCGCAGUUUUUCUAAUAAUAAUAAUAAUGAUAAUAAUAAUAGCAGUACUAGUAUGAUAACGAUAAUGAUAAUAACAAUACUUAUGAUUAUGAUUAUGAUUAUGGCAAUAGCAAUACCCAUGGGAAUUGCUAUGAUAAUGAUAACCUUAACUUUAUUAUUGAACGAAAUAAAUAUCCCUUUCCCUGCUGAGGCCAGUUUCUUGAAAGUCCCGAUAAUUAACGGAGCCCAAAAAAACUGUUUGCUGUUUAUUUUCAAGAUAGAGGUUUCAAUAGUUUUCAAGAUAAUAUAAUCAAACUAUCAGUUAACAUAGCAAAAUGAAGGGUUUGUUAGCUAAGACCCACGCUAGUGCAUUCUUUAGAUGUAAAUUUUGAAUUUGUGAAUUCCUGCCCGAAAAGUUAGGAGACUUUGGAGAAACGGACCAUAGGCCCUGUGAGCACAUGUGCCUGACAGUAGCCUGCCUGACGGGUAGUGGGACAUCGCUUUCGUGUUUCAAUACCCUCCAUCUCCAUUUACUAUCAACAGUUCAGAAAAUAUCUAUUUUAGGUUAAAAACAAAUAAUCAAAGAAGCCAAUUAAAAACAAACAAAAACUAAACCCAUUUUUUUCCAUUCUUCUUGUACUCCCAAUAUGAAGUUUACUAUUAACUACAAUGUUGCAGGGAAAUGAACACACGGAGACAGAAAAAUGUGUAUUUUGGAAGUGGAACUACUCACACCCGUAAGAAAACGUAUUUAGCUAGAUAAGCCAUUGUUAUUAGAGGAGACUGGUUAUGAAAAGCGGCAAACAUCAAUGAUAAAAACAACAGUGCUGCAGUUUAUGUUGGAAGCAUCCUGAAAGUGCACAAUCCUUUGAUUUCUGUUGGCAAAUUGUUACGGAAUAAAUUAAUGCAACGUUUUUAUUGGUCAAUACAAUCAAAAUGAUAGGAAUUCUUUUGAACGUUGUGCACUUUUAGGUCCACAAAAACAUAUAACAAAGGAGUCUGACGGGCUUCAUAACCAUUCCACUCAAUAAACUAUGGAUAAGCCAGUAUUAUCAACUGUCGGAUAAAGUUUAGUUUUUUAACAUAAUUCGGCAGUACCAGUACUAGUGGAUUCCGAUAUCCUGUUUCUUAGUUUUUUUGCCUAGCACUGAUGAAAUAUUUCUUUUGAUAAUUAUUGAGAUUGCCGAAAAUACAGGCUUACACCCAUGAGCACUUGAUAAAAAAAAUUAUCAGACAACUCUCCAAAAUUUGCAAAGGUGUAAUAGAUUUCUUCCAAGAGAGUACGAUUUCUACUAAUGAAGGCCAGUAAUUUCACUUUUCACUCACUUGAAAUAUUUCGAGUUCUUCUCCCAAUUUUUUUAAUAGGUAAGAGAUGUUAUUAUUGCACGCAUGCGCAUCACCACAAUAGCUAUUUUAUUUGCCAUUAUUCUUAGUUUGCAACCACGUGACAUGGCGGCCAAGUUGGAGGUCAAUACAAUAAAAUUCUAUUCAUAGAAUUUACAUGAAAUUCGAGUUUAGUUCCCAGACGAUAGGCAUCCUUUUGGUCAUAGCUGCCAUGACGUCAUUUGCAAACCAGGAGUCAAUUUAAUAAAGCUAAUUACAAGUGCAAGUUACAAGUGUGGCUAUAUAGCUUUUAGACGCUAAAACAAUGAGCACAUUUGAAAACCCCGAUAUCGGUGUACGGGUACGGGUAGUGUACCCGUACACGUAAAAUGUUCAUGUGCGUGACAAUUUCGAUUAAGAUACCCGAAGAACAAGCACGCAAAAUUAACUUUGUACAUGCAUGUCGCUUAAUGCAUACAAAAUCUCCCUCAAAUUCUACACUUCAUAUCUUAACAACAAGCUGCAACAAAUAAUUCAUUCAUACAUAAGCUUAUUGAAAUAUCAUAGAAUGAUUUUAAGAAACUUGGUGGGAAGUCCCUCGACCGAAAGCUUGUUAUCGCAAACCCCGCCAUUUGAUCGAGGCACAUCACCAAACAAUUCCUUUGAUUGUCAACUUCAACAGUGACUCCCAUGCUAAAUUUUUCAAUGCUAUUUCUUUUGCGAAACUCAAACGUUCGAGCAAUUCUCAGAAAUUCCCCCAAAUACCGCCACAAAUUGAUAUCGUGCCAGAGUUCAACCUGAGCACGUGAGGUCCAAAAUCAAUACAUUUUGAAGCGCUUUCUUUACAGCUAAAAUUCAAAUUUGACAAAAAUAUUUGAACAGACAUGCAAUAACAUUGCCAAGGAGUCAUACAAUUUACAUUUGUACUUAAAAAGUCUUAAAAACUUACUCGUUUCUCCAUCAUGUAGGACUUGCAGGUACUCGUAAAUCUUCUACGGGUAGACUGGUGUCUACCCCGGACAAACGGCUGGUUCUACCGGAUAAGGUCGAUGACGUCACCACAAAAUGAAAAAAACAUGGCGCUACCCGUUACCCGUACACCGAUUUCGGGGUAUCUUAAGGUCUCUAAAUGGUGACGACUGUAAUUAGGGAAUAAUUUCAAGCUCGUUUUGUCCAAAUCCUAAGAAAAUGUUUAGGAUUUGGACAAAACGCAAGUGAAAUUAUUCCCUAAUUUCACAAAUAUACCAUGUGGUUUCCAAGUAUUAAUAUCAUGGGGGACGAAGUACGUUUGCAAUCGUAGAUUUUUGACAUGUUUAUCCUGGAUUUAUCGCAUCAAUCAAGAACUCCACUCUCUAAAGCGUUUAGAGUAUUUAGCUCAAGUUCAGAAUUUUCGACAAAAUGCCCAGAGAAUCCUUCUUGAUAUGCUCUUUCGUGUGUUUAGGUUUUCUAAAGCUUCUUUUAAUGCCCUGACAUCUUCAUUCAAAACAUUGACACUGAGACGUACGGGAUGGUUGGCUGCCAUGCGGGCAGUGUUGUCUUUUCACAUGUGAAACAAGAGGUUGUGUGAAAUCAUAAAUUAACGCUGAAAUUUCGAGCAAAAAUGAAAGAGUAAUUCGUAACCCAUGAUGUUACACUUACAAAAGUUUUAUUAAAUUGUCCCCAUCAAUUAAUUUGAUAUGUAUUACAAUUCCUUUCAGAAAUAACGGCAGCUGGUCAGGUAAUGGAUGUUCAUUGGUUAAAACAAACGGCAGUCACGUCGUGUGCACGUGCAAUCAUCUGACGAAUUUUGCGAUUUUAAUGAACAUCAAGCCACAGGAGGUAAUGUGGUUGUGGGUUGAAACCAAAUGAUAUUAGUAUUUGUUAAUAUCUGUAACGUAAACUAUGAAGUACUAUGUAGAAGACACCGUUUGAUCCUGUUAGCCGAAAGGACUCAACUCAACCUCUGAUUGCCUCUUGGCGCUUUGUCAGACCAAGAGCCAUAAGGCGUUCACAAUUCUCCGCAUGCUAUCAUGAAAAGUUUUUUCUGGUUUCAGAAUUGAUUCUUUAACGGGAAUGGGAAGUUAAUCCAUCGCCCAACCCCAAAACCUGGAUACCCAAGGCGUUGCAAUUCGUCUGACAUUUCACCGAAAACCUGCCCAGCAAGUUUGAACGUGACCCACCAUGGACCAAGGUCCCCAUUCAUGGUAUAUCUUCCCAGGUCAUUAAGUCAGACAAACCUCCCUAAUACGUUAAGGUGCAAAUAAUUUCUGGAAAUUUCUAAACCCUUUUCAUUUCGUACCAAGUUUUUUAAACUAAAAUUUAAUAUCCAGUUAAUGGGGAAAAUACUAGAUCAUGAGUUAAACUCCACAGAAAACAAUUCAAGCAAUAAUCCGACAAUCAAACGGUAUACGCAGCUCUGUAGCAUUCAAUUCCAUGUAAACUCAAAACCCUUACAUCAAUCCGAUGUAAAAGAACGUAUUUCUAUACUUGCUGAAAAAUUGUAGAUGCAAACUUUAUGUUUAUUCUUUUUGUCCUUUUCAGAUCCCAGAGAAGCACAAAAAAGCCUUAGACUUUAUCACAUACAUUGGACUGGGAGUUUCCUUACUGGCAGAAACUAUUACAAUCGUUGCCUAUAUGCUACUGUUGUAAGUAUUACAAACUUGAAAUAGAGCCGCUAGUAGGAUUAUUCCAUGAGAUACUAUGUACACUAUCAUAACGUUGACAAGAAAAUCUUCUCGGCUUGUUGUUGCUGUUGUUGUUGUUUACAAGUUCUCGAAUAGCGAAGGUUACAAUUAGCCAAAAGAAGCAAUUCAAGUUUUUCAUUAUUCAUUUUUACUACGAAAUAUGCGUAUAACGCUAGUUUGCGAGUUUAAACGUGACUAGCUAUAAAUUAAAGCAGCUAUUACAUCAAUUUAAGGACCUUUUGCUUUUUCUAAAAGUACUAGAUCUCUUAGCCAAACCUUAGAAUAUUUUCUAAAAAUAAAUUUUUACCAGCAAGUAGUACAAUAGUUGACACAUAACUGUACGCUUUUUAUAUCCUCUGUAGAUGUUCAAAUAAUGACCAGCAAAGUCAUGUGCACAUGAACUUAGUUGCCACGCUUGCAAUGGCUCAAGUGAUUUUUCUGGCAGGAAUAGACGCUUCACAAGAUCAGGUGAUUAAGAGUAGUUUAAUUAUGAAUAAUAACAUGCUGAUAAUGGUAACAAAGAAUAGGAGGUGUAGAGGGAGAAGGUGGAUGGUGAUCAUGAUGAUAGAGGUGAUGACGACGAUAAUGAGGACGAAACCAAGGCGAUAACCAUGAGUGAUAACUACGAUGGUGAUGAUGUUAAUGACGACGACGAUAAUCACGAGGUUGAAGAUGAUGACAUGGUAGACAAUAACAAAUUUAAACAAGUCACUACUGCGACCUCUACUACCGCGAUUGGAAAGCAAUGCGCAUGCUUGGAAAUGACCUUUCGCUGUAGCGUCAAAUCCUAGAACGUGAAGACCUGUCUUGUGGCGUAGCUACUACGUGAGAAUAAUACUCGACUCGAAUCUGCGUUUUACUAAAAGCGAAAGCAAAUGAACGAGAAACCCCGUAGUGUCACUGUUUGAGUGCCGCUUGCUUAUAGCCGAAAUUUGGCGGCAGGCUGAGAUGACGUACUACUCUCCCUAGGACUAAAAACUUCUAAAUUUAAUGUGGUCAGUGUUAGCACGUUACAUAAAAAUAGCCGGGAGAUUUAAGGUAAUCAGAAACGGAGAAAUAUCUUGAAUCAGGUUACCAUAACGCAUCAUUCUGUUCCAAUAGGUGCUGUGUUUGACAGUGGCCGCUUUAUUACACUACUUCUGUCUGUCAGCCUUCUGCUGGAUGUUGAUCGAGGGCAUUAUGUUAUACUUAUUAAUCAUUGAAGUCUACAAUAACGAACUCAAGCUCCGUCUUUGCUACAGUUUUUCAUUCGGUAAGUCUCUUGAAGAAACACUAGUUAAAGCCGAAAAAACGGUAAAAUAUUCAAACAAAGCUGAUGCCUUUAUGACAAUGUAAAACACCUUACCUAGAUUUUGCUAAUUUGCUAUAUCUGCUGUCUGUCUCGUCUAUUCCGGUAAAAUAUAGUAUACACCAAACCUCUUUGGGUUGCAUUGAUCUUUCAAAGUGCUUAACAGUGAUGCCGGAAGUCGGGUCAAAUACUUCACUAGUUGACUUGGUGACUUUUACGCACGAGCUUACUUCCAGUCACUAAACCACCUAUGAACUCACUUCAGUGUCGUUCGUUAUCUUAAAUUCUUGUUGUGUUGAAGAUUAAUCCUUUAUUAUAAAUCUUACUAAACAAAAUACAAUUAAUCAUAUGAUGGUCAUUUUUUUGUGAACAGGUAUCCCAGGACUUGUUGUUGGAGUAACAGUGUUAAUUGCCCAUUUGGGAGAAAAAGGGAUUUAUCAAUACAAAUCCAGUAGAUGGUAAGAUUUUCUCAUUGCCUUUGCAACUGACUAUAUAGAGACUCGUAAGGAAACAAGUACUAACAUCAUGUCGAUACAGAAACUAAUCUUUUUCUUGACUCUAUGACUCCAAGCACUGCUUUUGUAAAGUUGAUAAGUAUGAAGCAAGGAGAAAAAACGCAAAAAAUUGUGGCUAAAUACCCGUAAACUAUGUGAUCGUUUGCACGAAAGUGAAAGAUGCGUUAAAUAUAACCUUGUCUAAUGGUAUAAAUUUUACAAAUGUACACCUCUGUAGUCAAAAGAGAACUUCUACUGUCAUUCCACGUCCCUUGUACUACAAUUAUUGCACUGUACUCUUUGUAAUCGCUGUAAGCACAUGUGCCUUUAGGCGCUCUGUUGAGAAUAAAGCAAGCUAUGUAUCUAUCUAUCUAUCUAUCUAUCUAACUAUCUAUCUGUCUGUCUGUCUGUUUUGUCUGUCUGUCUAUCUAUCUAUCUAUCUAUCUAUCUAUCUAUCUAUCUAUCUAUCUAUCUAUCGAUCUAUCUAUCAAUCAUGUGGUAAUAAAAAUAGAUGAAUGACCUGGCCGCCUGACACACUGUUCAACAUUUGUUGAACAGGAGCUGCAAUAAAUGCUGAACCGUGUACAUCAUGAUCACCAGCUUAAUGCUCAAUCAACUUUUGGGAUUCUUUUUUUUUAUGUGUAUACACGAAAAUUUCUUUACUGAAUUUCUCAUUAGCUAUAAAGUCAACGAAAUAUAGGUGUGCCGCUUGUAAGGUACAAGUCAUUGUUUAAGCAGAAAAUUUUGUCUUAUCUUUAUUACAAUUAGGUGCUGGCUAUCGACAGAAAAGUACUAUAUAUGGUCGUUUGCAGCACCAGUGAUAUUAAUAACUGUUGUAAGUAGCUAUCGCAGACUCCGUUUUACUGACAAUUUGUUAUGCUAUCAAUUCUUACGCCCGCAUAAAAUAUACAAACAAACAAACAAGUAAACAAAAUCCUGAUAAGACUUUCAUGUGUUCAACCAAUUUACAUCAUACUUAAGGUGAUGUUACACGGGACCAUUCGCAAAGACGAUUUUUAGCGCAAUACAGCGUUGCAACAUUGUUGCAACAUUGUUUCAAAUGGUUGCAACACUGUUCCAACAUUGAAAAGCUGUGUUGCGCUAAAAACCGUCUUUGCGAAUCGUCCCCGCGUAACAUCACCUUUAAAACCAGGAGCUACACCCCGAUCAUAGCUCUUGAUUCUACAAAUAUGCCUCAUUCUUCGCCUGAAGGACCAAAAAACUGUUCGGAGGAUGGAGCGUUUCAAACACCGAGAAGUGAUAUAAAUAGAGCCUGGCGAUAAUCAUUGGUUAGAGAUUAUUAUUACUUUUCGUUUUCGAAAAAAAGUCUCGUUUAUCAAUUUUUGUCAUCGCUACUAUAAAAUGCGUCCUCACAUGUACGACAAUAUGACUAAUUUAUAACUAGAUUUUGUGUUUUUUCUUCAGAUAAACGCGGUGGUGUUUUGUGGGGUCGUUAAGGAAAUGGUUGCUAUGCCAAGCGCACGGUCCGGAAAGUUCCAUGGAAUAAAGUUAGUGGCGUAGUUGGGCUGAAGUCCCUACUCUCCCCCUUCCGCUUCUGUUUUCAAAGCACAAGAAGGCCACUAAACGCGCCUUCAAUAUUCAGGCCUAUAUAGAGAAGGUUUGGAGACGGGGAUAGAGUGCCCGAACUUAACCCUACCCCACCCCCCUCCAAAAAAAAGCAUCUUCACGCUUGCCUUUAAUUCACUGAGGGGCAUACUGUACGCUACAAAACAUAGCUCAUUUCUUAUUGUUAAAUUAUUACCACAAGGGGCAACUGUAUAGCCAGUUAGAAAUAUAAAUCAGGUGCAGUGAAGCGAGAUUUUAGUUAAAAACUCUCGCGCCAACGCCUCUCGGUGCUGGCAAACACAAAUUUUCUGAAAUCAGUUUCUUUCUAAACAAGAGAUCCCAGAUUUACAUAAAAUCAGGGUAGUCUACAAGCUUCUACAGAAGAUAUGGCUCCAAAGUCGUUUGGGUGGAUAACGCAAGACUUUUAUUUUCUGACUCUUGAACCGAAUAACUAACUUAAGUCAGUCUCUGUUUAUUAGGACAACUGUAAAAGCUUGCAUUGUGUUAUUUCCUCUUUUGGGAGUCACGUGGUUGUUUGGUUUGCUGAGUCUCUCUAACGCUGGACUUGUUUCACAAUAUGUUUUUACGGUGCUUAACACACUACAGGUAAGUGAAGAAAUAUACUAAGAACAAUAAACGGUCUGUAUAACUCACCUAGACUUAUGGUUUCAUGGUAUACUUCACCAUUACCCCUGAGUUUAACGAGAAAAAAAUGUUCGAAGAAAAUCAAGGGAAAAUUUUAAAAAGCACUCUAAUAUGUUUGCCACUCUAAAAACUACACUGGGGGCAAGGGCUCAAGCUAACCACGCAAAGAUUGGGAUCUGUGAUCAUUUUGGUAAGCAACAUAACCAGUGAUUGCUUAAUGGUUGCCCUUGGAUUCUAUCCACCCAUCAAAGCUCACGCUUAGCUUGUACGCCCAAAUGAUUCCAUAAAUCAUUGCCCCGACAGCUUGUAACCAUUUUCCCUGCUCACAUGGAGUGGUGAUAGUCAAGUAUCCUUUGUAGAGUGAAAGCUUGCUCUGAAACGACCUCUUUUUCUGUGAUUCAUGAAUCUUACUUUAGUUAAAAUUGUUACAAAUGGAUAGAUUCUUCUCGAAAGUCUUCUUAAUCUAACAACUGCUGCACUACUGCUUGGCAUAAAGAUGUGUUGAGGAUGCAAAUUUUUGAAAGGAUGUUACUGACUUUUCAUUGAGUGUAUUCUUGGAUGGAGUUGCAGAGCCGGCAAAUGGUUUGUCUCUAUGAAAUAUAUAGCGAAUGAUAGUAAUUUUAUUAUCUCCUUCUGUCUUUUGGUUACUUCAGGGAUUGUUGAUUUUCCUCUUACACUGUAUAAGAAAUUCUGAGGUAAGUCUCUCCAAAUCUUUAAGCUAUUUCCUGAGGUAACUCGGAAAUGGCCUAUUUAGCCAUUCGAGCCUUAUCUCUCAGUGUUAAGUUCUUUUUGCUCAAAUUGAUGAGUAGUUUCUGUUCCUGACUUUGACCAAAUUUCGUUACACCUCCCCCCCCACUUCCUCAGCAACACUUUCUCGUUUCUAACCAUCGUCUCCAUCCUUGUUUAAGAUAAGAGCAGCAUGGAAUAAAAAGCUACAAAACGUUAGAAGGCAAGCCUGGCAUUUGUUUAAGAUCGGGAGACCGCCAGCGAUCUCUAGUUCAACUCCAGAGGCCCAGUCCUGCAGACAAGAACAACCACAGAUGGAAAUGAACCGAAGAAACAACAAGAUUGCACCUGUUGACGGAUAAAACGGGAAUUUGAAGUUGCAAGGAUCAUGAAGUCCAUUGAUAGAUCAAGAAAGACACCGCCGGUCGAUCAUACUCAGGCUAACGACCCGAACAGUUGAAAUUUCAAAGAAAAGAGCACUAUUGGAAUGGCGUCGCGUGCGCUGUAUUGAAGAAGUGUCCGGCAUGACACGCGGGCAGCCGACAACUUAGUUAGAAGCAGUAUAUUUGGGGAGUUACGAAGUGUAAGGUUGCUCAUACCUGGAGAUUUAAACGUCCACUAACAACUGAACAGGCGUUAAGUUAUAAGGCGCGUAUUUUAAAAGCACGUAACGAAGGAGUUGGGUAGAUCCUUUUCACUGUAUUCACCCUGACUCUGCAUUUUGAUGUA